UUUUCAAUAGUAUUUCAACAGUUUAAGCAUUAAAGCAUCGAGGUAGAAAUCAUGCCUAAAGUAACCCAUGAAUCCCCUGGAAAAAUCAGGAGGCGAGGUAGAGCUUUGAUAUACCACCGUGGACCACUGGCCAAAAUAUCCCACCAGAAAUGGCCACUAGAAAUCGGUGAUGGGGGACAUAGUAUAUAUGGCAAUAUGAAUUAUCUGGAUAUGGACACGAUAAGAAUGCAUCGAAUUCAGCAAGAUAGGAUAUCAGUGCUUAAUGUGACUGAAGGACAAAUCCUAUUCAGGCGAGUUCAAGGAUACGUCAGUCGAAGGCCACAAGGUAAUAACUUACUUCCUACAUAUGAUAGGUUCUUGUUUGAUCUUGACGUAGGAGAGUUUGGUUGCCAUUGUGUUCCGGAAAUUGGAUAUAGGUGCUCUCCUUCACCUUGUCCAGAGGUCAUCCUAGCACGUAACUUAUCGGAGAAGCUUUGCCCUUUUCAGGGAAAGCUCGGUAGCCUUUAUGAUGAUUCGAUCGGCUCAGAACACUUAUCCGGCUCAUUGCCCAACCCUACAUCUCGGGCGGAAUGUCCGUGCUUUUCGCAACACAAAUGUACGACAAAUGAAACGGCAAAUUUUGAUAAGUCGCUGUAUAGUAUUUAUAAUACCGAGAAAGAUUUACCUCCAGUACCUCUCAUCGAAUGUCAAACUAGCAGCAUCCCGAAAAAAGAAGAAAAUAGGACGGGCAAACUUCCAGACCUCGAAAAUUUAGAAAGCUCGAGCACUGGAGGUUUACGUGAAGUCGAGAGAAACUACAAAGAUCACUACGAAGAUCAACACUUCAGUACAAGCAUUGAGAGACAAGGGGUACCAGCAGCACAGUCCCCACAGCCGUGGGGCCGUGAAGAAGACCCAGCCGGGAAAGUAUCCCAGAGCAAGCAGACUAUACAAUCUGACAAUGGUGGUGGGUGUCCAAGGAAGAGAUGGCUAGCAUGUCCCUGGUAUAAGAAGGACCCAGUGAGAUACUCCAGCUGCGCAAAAUAUAAAUUAUUGCGCAUUAAGGAUGUCAAGCAACAUACCUACAGGAGGCACAUGAAGCCUACCGUCUACUGCUCCGUUUGCUUCCGAGUAUUUUCGAGGGAGAAGGAGAGAGACAGGCACAUGCAAAAGAAAACCUGCACCCCUAGGAGCGAGCCGGAAUUCGAUGGGCUAUCGGAGCAGCAAAGAAAGGAGUUAAACCAAAGUGCCAACCGUGGGAAAGACGACACGGAACGAUGGUAUUGCAUGUGGGAUACAAUUUUUCCCGGCGAGCGCCGACCCCUAUUGCCGUACCUCGGUGUCGGCCGGCAGGAAUUACUACCGCUGCUUCGGAGUUUCUGGAACCAAAGACACCAAGAGAUCAUACGCAACGUCCUGCAGGGGGGGUCAUCGCAACGCGAAAUAGAACCUGAAAUAGUCCAAAACGUCAUGGAUACCAUCUUCGACAGAUUCGAAGCCGAAUCCCUAAUCUGGGAUUCCUACCCCAACGAGCAUUCAGGCGACGACGAGUCGUCAGAGACUUCUAACCCCCGAGCACAACAAUCUCCCGUGAUCUCGAACGACAUUACCAUAGAGGACUCGCCCUCUCAACAGGACAUCACAGAUUAUGGGACGUUAUACGAACCCUCGGGGAACCAGCUCGGUUUAGAACCCGAUCUUUCUUUGGAGCACAUUAGCGACGGUGGUUUCAACGAGGACAUCUACAAUUGGCCUCAAUUUGACUUAUCUCAAAAUGGAAGAGCGUACCCGUAUGGAAACUCGUAUUCUACCUAG
Daldinia vernicosa is the source of this 1794-nucleotide messenger RNA. RefSeq lists its product as uncharacterized. The record is from RefSeq and is a predicted model, not a curated record. The transcript is spliced from 2 exons. Lineage: Eukaryota; Fungi; Ascomycota; Sordariomycetes; Xylariales; Hypoxylaceae. The coding region runs from base 52 to 1794 and encodes 580 amino acids.